Messenger RNA from Symbiodinium natans, 558 nucleotides. The record is from the annotation of a GenBank genome assembly. NCBI's taxonomy places the organism in Eukaryota, Dinophyceae, Suessiales, Symbiodiniaceae.
AUGGCAGUUGCUAUGUCGCGCACCCUGAAGGCAUCGGCCGUCUCGGAGCGCAUCUACUCGCCGACCCCGUCCAGCGUUUGCCCUACUGAGUCAACAGCUCCAGGCGAGGCCGACCUCGCCGAUUGUGACUCUGAGGGCGAGGGAAGGCCAAGCAGGUGCGAGGGCGAGGUCAGGAGUUGGUCGCAGGUCAGCGAGCGCCUGCGGGGUCUCUUCUGUGAGCUCGUAGAGGAAGACGAUGAGGACAUGGAGUCCCUUGGGGCUCCUUUCGCUCCUUUCAGCAGCGUCCUGUCGCCGAUGGCAGAAGAAAGUUCGGUAGCGAAGUCCUUCUUCGAACAGGAAUCCGCGGAAGGUGAAGAGUGUGAUGUACAGAACGAAUCGCCUCUGGCUUCUGAGGAGCUGCUCGAGCCCAUCUCCGUGAAAGAUUGGCACGCCGUAGGCUGUCGAUUGGCCCACAUCUUACACCAAUGUGCUAUGGAAGACUCGGACGACGAGGAUCUGCCUCAGAACCGCGAGGAUCCCGACGAAGAUGAAGCCGAAGCCGAGCCCGAGCCCAUGUAA